UAGACUUUGUGUACACAUUUUGGAUCCAGACUGUUGUAAGGUUCAUUUUCAACACUGGUUUACUGUCAUACAUUGAUAUGUUUGGUUUAGAUAUAGUACAGACUGUUGACAUGGACCUAUUGUUGAUACUUGUACCUACAGGUGUGUAACACAAAGCUUAUAAUGGACGGAUGUACGUACAACAUAUGGUGAUGAAAUACACGUUUUAGUUUAUGUGAUACUAGGGCCCUGUGUACUCUGUACAAUGGAAGUGCAUUAUAAAGUGACACAGACUUCCUCACCCACUCAUCACCACCUCCUAGAGAGGGACGACCAGGGCACUGAGGGCGGAGACAGACCUUUACCUGUCAGAGACAGAUUGUUCCCAGUAGAAACCUAACAUUAGUUGUUACAUUGAUACCUUAGUAUCUGAUUGCCUACCUGUUGAUCACCUGCCGAGGCAAAGUGACACGUUAAUUUUGUAUGCUUGAAAAAUUGUUAAAAUUGUGAUCUAGAAUGAAAAUAUUAGUUUAGACUUGAGUACAUGUGCAAGUUUCUAUUACUGUGUCUGUCCAGGAUCGUCUGCUAAUUAAACACCACCUGAAAAAGUCCACCUGGCCCAAACAGAUGUGUGGCCCCCCGUGGGGCAGAGGAACAGGACCCUAUAGGGGAAAUAGAGACUUACCUCGUAUGUAGAGUGAUUAAGGACAGGUAACAGACACAUCAUGUGACAGGUGUGAGGACAUUCUGGAGUCCAGUAAUACAGCCCCUGUAUGACAGAACAGACCUAUCUUGUAGUUGUCCACUACCCACCCAGGACCCGGGACGACUGUACUGGUCAAUUUGUGGCCAUUGGUCAUCAUGUCAGUGCAGACAUCAAUCACGAUGACACCUGACCGUAUACGUAACAAAGGGCCAGACUUCCUACGGAAUCAUGUCAGCAGCAGCAACAACAACAUCUUUGCACAUCGGCGUAAGAGUGCAGUAGAGCUGUUGGAAGCCUCCAAGAGUGAGUACGUCAAAAGUCAGAGUGUUCUCAAGUCGAGGCAGGAGCUGAAACAUCCGGAGAACCUCCACAUAGGAAAGCAAACGCCAAGUCAUCUGGGACGGUCAAAAUCAGAAUUCUCCCUGGCAGUAGGAGACUCUGAUCUGAAUGGAAACUGCUCUUUCAUUGUCGGACGGCCUGUAGUCUCAGUGUUGCCAUCUGGUGAGAGGGAAAAAACAAAGUCCCGCCCCCCUGACCUACCGCCAAAACCAUCAAAAUUUAACAUCUCAAGUGGAACGGAACGAUUAAAUCAGGUACACCAGUGUGUUGAGACCAGUGACUCAUCCAAAAUCAAUACUUUUGAAAAUGGUCGACCUCGAUGCAUCAGUGCCAAUUCAACAUCUUCAAAUUGUGUAAGUGACAAAUCUGACCAAAGUAAUAGCAACUGUAGUAAGAGUAGGACUAGCACUCAAAAGAUGAACUCCAAGUCUAAAGACGGUGACACCGAGCCAAAAUUGUCACGGUCCAGAGACCCGGAGCGACCACCAAGGUCUCGGGACUGCCUUUUACCCUCAACUUAUCAAUCCCUCAGUACAUCAGUCACGGUGCUAGUGGAAAAGCGAUGUGCAGGGACCAGCACCACACACACUCCAACAGACACAGCUAUCUUACGGAGGAGGAAAAAAACCCUCCACAGGUCUCAAUCUGACCUCAGUUGCCGACAUUCUAGAAACAGCUCCGAUUUCUCGGAUUUAAGUUCCAGACUUUCUCGGACAAGCACAGAACUGGAGCGUUUUUUUAAUGAAAUGGGUAUAGACAGGAGUGUGCUGGAUCCCAUGAUGAAACUUCAGCACAAUCACAAAAAGGAAAGUGACUAUUUUGAGAGUUUAAGUUCCUUGGAGCUGGGUUCUGAGGAUCGAAGCUCAUUGAGUGGGGUGUCCCAAGGUGCAAAGAGUCAAGCAGACAAAGAUAAAAAGGAUGAUGGAAAAGAACGUAACUCUCCCCAGGGAACACAGGUGGAGAAAAACGCACGCAUCAUUAAAUGGUUAUGUAAUGUGAAGAAGGCAAGAUUUCCUCCCCCUCAGCAAGCAUCCUAACAGUAAAUUCAUGUCAUCGUAAAUUUUUUAGUUUCCAGUUGUGAGUGCCAGUGAGAGAUGUGUGAGACAACCGUUGUGACCAGUUUAAAUCAACCAAGGCAAACUUAGAAUUUCCUGUGCUUCAUUUCCAUGCUGAACAAAACUGAUUACUUCUCAUGUUUUAGUGAGAAAUUUGUGAAAAUCAAGAGCAGUGUUUAAAUAUCAUACCUGUCUAUUUAUUACAAGUAUGGUUAGCACACUGUAAGUACAUUCUUGUAUAUAUGUACCAGCAGUGUGAAAUACUAAAAAAUCCAUGCAGAUUGUGAUGACAUCUAUGUUUUAAUAAGAGAUCAGUAUAUUAUAAGACAUCAGGUGAACACCAUUGGGUAUGAACAUGAUACAAAGUAAGUCACUUUUAUACCUUUUGUACCAGUGAAAUAUUAAGAUCAGUAUCAUAAAUUAUCUUCUUGAAAUUUAAAAAAAUCUUUAAGAUGGUUCACGUUCAUUGGUGAUGAUAAUUGAUUAUGAUAUUAACAUCAAAGGCGAUACGUGAUUGUGGUACAGUGUAUCAGGUAUGGACAGAGGAGAUAUCGCAAUCAAAGGCGAUAUGUGAUUGUGGUACAGUGUAUCAGGAAUGGACAGGGAAGAUAUCGCAAUCAAAGGCGAUAUGUGAUUGUGGUACAGUGUAUCAGGUAUGGACAGGGGAGAUAUCGCAAUUAAAUGUGAUACAUGAUUGUAAUAUCAGAACAAAGAUGCUGACACAACACCAUGUUAUAUUUAUGUUUAUUAAAGGGAACUUCAAAUUCAGUUUUAUUUCAUUUCCAAAAAUGCAGGAGAUUGCAGGUUACACAUUAACAUAAUUAAACAAAUAUGUAUAUUAUACAAGUAUGUAUAUAUACAUUUAUAUAUUAUAUACACAUGUGUUCAAAUUUAUUCACUUAUUAGAGCAUCAAUCACUCAAUACAUUUUAUAAUUUGUGGAUUUGUACAAUAUAUUUACAAUUACUUUUACAUUUAAUUAUAUCAGGUGUGCAUUUCAAAUUUGUUGUUGAAGUUUAAAAUUACUGUAAACUUUGUAUGUGUUGACGUUUUUUCAAAACUCUGUUGUCCAGAAUAAAGAACAGGAUUCUAAUAAUCUAUCUUUCCCCUUGUCUACCACACUGUAUAAAGUCUGUUGUAAAUAUUUGACUGGUUUUGGAUAAUAUAAUGACAAAGUGCUGAAUAAAUCCAUGAAAAAGAAAUUGGUUAAGAAAUUAAACAUCAAUGUAAAAUUUUAAGUUAUCAAAGAAACAUUGUCUUCAAUUCUAUACUAGCAUUGUUAGAUUAAUCUGUUUAAAUGUUACCAUAUACACAAAGUGCUGAAAUGUGUAGCAUGCAAGCUAACAGUUUUAUGUAAAUGUAUACAAGAGGAAGGAAAAUUCACUUUAUUGCAUACACAUGUUUAUCAUGACAAAAUGUAUGUCACAUAUGCCUGCAUACAAUGUUAUGUUCACUGUAUUGUUGCAUGUAUUUUGAAAGUAUGGGGACUAAGCAAGAUAUCUAUAGUUUUAGUUCUAUUAUACUUUCAGUACAGGAACCAAUCCACGAGGCUCUAAUUAUCUCAACAUCUGUAUCAGUUAUAAGUUGUCUGAUCAAUAAAUACUACUGGGUGAACAGUUUCUUUGGUGAUCAGUAGCCCACUUGCCUUUCACUAAUUCAAUAGAUUGAAAGGUAUUGGGUCAUCUGCCUAACCACAUUGCUUUUCUCCGGGUCCUCAGUUUUUUCUCCUGGUCCUAGGUUUUUUCUCCGGGUCCUCGG
Messenger RNA from Mizuhopecten yessoensis (Yesso scallop), 3836 nucleotides. Its product is annotated as protein FAM110B-like. The coding region runs from base 841 to 2061 and encodes 406 amino acids. Lineage: Eukaryota; Metazoa; Mollusca; Bivalvia; Pectinida; Pectinidae. The record is from RefSeq and is a predicted model, not a curated record. The transcript is spliced from 6 exons.